ACUACGAAAAGGUGUAAUAUUCCGAAGCCUUUAAUUUCCCCUUUCAUGAGAGAGAGAAAUUGAUGGGAAGAGGAAGGGUACAGUAUGAGACACAUACAAAUUACCUUUUGAUUCUUAUGAAUAUGUGUGUCAUUUGCAUCGAAUGCCUGCCUGAGCGAGAAGCCCUGUCCCCGGAGCUGAGGGCCGUCACAGCAUAAUUGCCAGGCCCCUCCUGCCUCCCCCACAGGGGAUAGCGUGGUGCUCAAGGUCAGCACGGAGAUGUCCUCCUGAAAGUUUCCACCUCGGACCUCCUGUGUCAAGAACAGAAGAGUGUGGGUGCUGUGUCCUGCAUGGGCCCUGAAGGUUCAGGAAGGCGAGAGGAGAGUGUUGCAGUCAGCCACCCCUGCUCCACGGUGACCCUGUGCGACCAGAAGGUGGUGACCAAAACUGCGGACACAUCAGAAGAGAUGCAACAGGAUUCGGUGGAGUGCACUACUCAGGCGUUGGGAAAAUAUAAUACAGAAAAGGACACUGUGGCCCACAUCAAGAAGGACUUUGACAAGAAGGACGACCCCACCUUUCACUGCAUUGCGGGAAGAAACUUCGGUAGUUAUGUGACACGUGCAACCAAACGCUUCCUCUACUUCUACCUGGGCCAAGUGGCCAUUCUUCUGUUCAGAUCUGGUUAAAAGCAUGGACUGUGCCACAUACCCAGUGAUCCACCCAAAACCAAGGACUGCAGCCUAAAUUCCAAAUACAGAGACUGAAAUCUUCAGCCUUGCUAAGGGAACACCUCGAUCUUUGAACCUUUUGUUGUUGUUGUUGUUGUGUACAGGGCAUUCUCUGUACUAGUUUGUUGUGAUUAUGAAACCUUUAGCAAAACAGCUUACAUUUGUAUUUCUUUUCUAUUCCAUACUUCUGUGCCCCAUGUGUUUUUUUCUCUUAAGCCCAUUCCUUCAAAAAAUAAAUCUGUUGGCAAUGUAAAAAGUAGAUAAUGAACACCAGGAGAGAGAUCUUUGGUAAAAGGGAAGGGGAAGGAGACAGAAACGAAAUAAAAAUGGGCUCUGUUCAUGCACUAACUCUUCACGAGGAAGGUAAUUGUCACUGCAAACAUGGAUCCCUAAAAAUAAAAAAUUUAAAAGUUUCAAAUAAAAGAAGACCAGAAAGAGGGAGACGGACUUUAUGUAGAGAUGGGAAGAGGAC
This is a messenger RNA of Fukomys damarensis (Damara mole-rat), 1182 nucleotides long. Its product is annotated as dynein light chain 1, cytoplasmic. The record is from RefSeq and is a predicted model, not a curated record. Gene Ontology annotation, cellular component: cytoplasmic dynein complex. The coding region runs from base 330 to 668 and encodes 112 amino acids. Gene Ontology annotation, molecular function: dynein intermediate chain binding; dynein light intermediate chain binding. Gene Ontology annotation, biological process: microtubule-based process; cilium assembly. The transcript has 2 exons. Lineage: Eukaryota; Metazoa; Chordata; Mammalia; Rodentia; Bathyergidae.